Messenger RNA from Trypanosoma rangeli, 1185 nucleotides. RefSeq lists its product as uncharacterized. The transcript has a single exon. The record is from RefSeq and is a predicted model, not a curated record. NCBI's taxonomy places the organism in Eukaryota, Euglenozoa, Kinetoplastea, Trypanosomatida, Trypanosomatidae. The coding region runs from base 1 to 1185 and encodes 394 amino acids.
AUGAGUGAGCGUGCUGAGCAGUCCAUUCCACCCGGGUCUGACAGCUGCGUCACUGCGCCCCCUAUAGCAUCACAGGCAACUGCCUCCAUUGCGUUGCGAGAUUCCUCCCACGUCUCCCCACUCGAAUCGACAUGGGGCAGGGCGAUGCUGUCAAACACCUGUCAGAGCGCGGCUGCUCUGCCGCUAACCUCGACAGCCGUUGUGCGUAGCAACUUUUCUAACGCGCACAGCCGAAGGAAGGGGGCUGCCAUGACGUUGUACGUGCGCGCACCCAGCGCGGAAAACAAGGAGUUUGGAUCAAGGGAGGAGAUGAAGGAAGAAAAACGGGAGGACGCCCAGGAAGAAGGCACAUUGUCUCUCGCGGAAGGUGAAGACGCGGGAAGCAGAUUAACACCGGUUUUUAAUGUACUCCAGAUGGGAACAACGGCGGCAGGGGCGGUAAAGGAUUUGUUUUCAGGAUUUGUGAAUUUAUCAAGGCGGGGACGUAGCUUCACGGGGCUGCUCGUGUUUAUAUUCUUUAUGGUUAUGUUUAUUUUCCUUUUACACGUUGCGGAGAGGCGGAUUCAGUGGGUGUCCCGCGUUGUCACUUACUAUAACGAACAAAAUCUGAUAGUUGCCGCGAGUUUGACGGAACAGUUGCUUGAAAAAGCAAAUGAGUUGAAUGAACUCAUGAAACCGUUUAAACAAACGCCCGGCGAUGUUCUGGAGAAGGCAACAAUGGCGUUGGAGGAAAUGACCGAGGUGCGUGAUGCGAGCGUGAAGCAACUGCAUUCCCUUAUGUUUUAUCCAGGGCCGGUGGACGAUAUCAAAUUUUUGCUGGAGGAGCACGUGGCCUACAAAAUGAACCUGGCAAGGAUGAUCAAGGAAGAACUGCAAUGGCUGGAUGAUAAUAAGCAGGAAGCUCUUGUCCAUCGAACCUACCCCAGCGAAGGUGUGGCGGGCAGGAAGCGAUCGGCGACGGACGGGAGGAAGAAACAUGAAAAAAAGUACGAGGACGCAUCGCGGCAUCAGCAGGGAGAUCCAACACGAGGAUACGCAUCACAGCCGUGGAUUGAGGGAACUAUGCUGGAAAAGGUUAAAGAAACCACUGGCGCUGGAAAGGAGCGCUUUUCUUCACACUUGCUGGGUCGUGUUUCGGCGGUGCUGGUGCUGUUUCUUCUUACUGUGUUAUAUAUUCGCCUCUAG